GAGAACGACAUCGCGGCCAACCCUCCAGCUGGACUCCAGCGCUUUUGUUGUAAUUUUCGACUCAAUCGGCACCUAGGCAAAAGACCUUCGAGGCGGCCCUUCACAACGAUGCCCGUCCCCUUCGAAACCCUGCUGCCGUAUGGCAUCAUGAUUGUCAUGUUCGGCGCCACGGGUACCGGACUUGCGGCCUUCAAGACAUGGCAGAACGAGGGCAAGCGACCGCGCUACUCAUUGGAUCAGUGGGACAAGGUCAUGAUGGAGCGAGACCGACGGCUUACAGGAACCCUGAGAGGGCAGACGGACAAUCCACAGGCUCCGUUGGGAUUCGAAUUCAGCAACGGAUGGAAGGUA
Messenger RNA from Trichoderma reesei QM6a, 351 nucleotides. RefSeq lists its product as uncharacterized. The record is from RefSeq and is a predicted model, not a curated record. NCBI's taxonomy places the organism in Eukaryota, Fungi, Ascomycota, Sordariomycetes, Hypocreales, Hypocreaceae. The annotation marks the transcript as partial. The transcript has 3 exons.